Paramecium octaurelia is the source of this 749-nucleotide messenger RNA. The record is from the annotation of a GenBank genome assembly. Lineage: Eukaryota; Ciliophora; Oligohymenophorea; Peniculida; Parameciidae.
AUGAAAAUAAGGAUUAUUCUUCAUAUAGUACUUAGCAUUUUCAUAAUUGUUUAAAUGAUCAGACAUUCAUAAACAACUCAAAAAAAUCCAGGUAUUACCCCAGAAGUAUUUCAGAAUUCUAGUGUCGUAGAAAACAACAGCACGAAUUGCAAGAAGAUGAUAAAAUUCUAUGAUAAAUAGUUAAUGAUUUAAAAGCUGUCAUAUCCUGAAAAUGUUAGUGUCGAAAUACAUCAAUCAUCAGUAUCACUUAAUUGUUUAUUUAGAGUUUUCAUAUUAAUCCAAAAAUUCUGAUUGAUGAAGCUCAAUUUUCAAUUACCAUGAAUGGAGAUUUUUAUCAGCUCCACCAAACAGAGAGUCUUAAAAUAAAGUUUACCCAACCUCAGAUUAUUAAUUUGUUUCUAAUCCACAUCAAAGUGAGCUAAUUUGAUUACUAAAAUUUUUAUAAUAGUGAAAUUGAUGAAUUAUAAGUGAGAAGAAUUAAAAUAUUUGGAAUAUACAAAAACUAGGAAUUCUUGUUACUUAACAAGUAGAUCUUCAAAAGAAACGAUAGAGACAUAUACUUUAAAAGUUCAAAUAGUAGAAAAUAUCUAAAGGUGUAUAUAGUCUGUAAAAUGUCAUUAUGUGAAAAUGCAUAUCGAAGUUAUAGAAUGCAAUUUAUAAGUCAGACUCAAUAAACCCACAUCUACCCAGUUACUUUAUAUUAAAUAAAUGAUAUUGAACUGUUAUAAUUUGGUAGUGUUAUAAUAUGA